AUGUUUGGCCUCACUGGCCUCGCGUACCCGCCGUCGCUUUCCGAGGCUGAGACGGAGCACCUCAUCAACACCAUCAAAGACUGGUCCGCCAGUAAUGGCCUGAUGAUUCGUCCCCCGCCUACCGUCAUUGCCGCCAACGUCGACCCCAAAUGCAUCGCCGCCAUUAAUGCGCCGGUCACGCUGUUCCCCAGUCCAUUUCCCCGGCAAUGCUUUGCCCAGGCGCUUGGUGUACAAACGACCUACAAUGAGCUGUAUGCGGCUGUGAGCAGGAAUGAAGAGUUUAUCGAGGACACUGUCAAACAGGUCAUUGAGGGAGAUGAAUUCAUCAAGAACCUGUGGGCAGUGCACCAAAAGGUCAAGGCUGAAGGAUAUACACAGUCGCUGUCGCUGGGCAUCUUCCGCUCCGACUACAUGAUCCAUCAAGACACUACAACCGACUCUCCCACAUUCCAGGCCAAGCAAGUCGAGUUCAACACCAUUGCCGCCUCCUUCGGCGGACUCUCAUACUACACAUCUCGCCUUCAUAGAUACCUUUCCACAAGGGAGUACCCUCUCUUGAACAAUGCCAUUUCGUCCGACAUGAUGGAGCUCCCCAGCAACAACAGCGUCCCCGGCCUCGCCGCCGGCCUUGAGACUGCCUUUAACGCCUACCCCACCUCCGAGUUGGGCCACACUAACUGCAUUCUGUUCCUGGUGCAGGACGGCGAGCGCAACAUCUUUGACCAGCGCCACCUCGAGUACCGCCUGGCCGAGGUCGCCCCCUCCGUGCCACUCUUCCGCCUGGCCCUCUCCCGCAUUAAGGCACACACAUCCCUCGCCGACACGCCUCGGCGCCAGCUGCUCUACCACCCGCCGCAAUGCCCUGGCCGAACGUACGAGGUCGCCGUCGUCUAUCUGCGCGGCAUGUACGACCCGAGCGACUUCCCGGACCAGGACGCUUGGGACGCGCGCUACCACCUGGAGCGCUCCGCCGCCAUCAAGUGCCCCACGGUGCUGACGCAGCUCGCCGGCACCAAGAAGGUGCAGCAAGUGCUAGCAACCACGCCGCAACCCGCCGCCGCCGCCGCCGCCGCGUCGUCCGUCCUGAGCUCGUUUAUCAAGGUCGCGGACGCUGAGCAGGUAGUCGAGCUGUCACGCACCUUCACCAACAUUUACCCGAUGGACACGUCGCCAGCAGGACUUGAGGCGCGCAGGCGCGCGCUCGACCCCGCGCUCGCUGAGGCGUAUGUGCUCAAGCCACAGCGCGAGGGUGGCGGCAACAACAUAUACCGGGGUGCCAUCCCGGCGUUCUUGAGUUCGAUCCCCGAGGAGCACUGGAAAUCGUACAUCCUGAUGGAGCUCAUCACGCCGCCGCCGGUGUCAAACCUCAUCCUGCGCAACGGCGCCUUGGAGAAGGGCGGCGUCAUCUGCGAGCUCGGCAUCUAUGGGACAUGCUUGUGGGAUCAAAAGACGGACGAGAUCCAUCACAACGAGUUGGCGGGGUACCUACUACGCACAAAGGGCGACAAGAGUGAGGAGGGCGGCGUGGCAGCGGGCUAUGGCUGCAUGGACAGCUGCUGGCUUGUUUAG
Messenger RNA from Cordyceps fumosorosea ARSEF 2679, 1569 nucleotides. Its product is annotated as glutathione synthetase large chain. Gene Ontology annotation, biological process: glutathione biosynthetic process. The transcript has 4 exons. The record is from RefSeq and is a predicted model, not a curated record. Bases 1 to 1569 code for a protein of 522 amino acids. NCBI's taxonomy places the organism in Eukaryota, Fungi, Ascomycota, Sordariomycetes, Hypocreales, Cordycipitaceae. Gene Ontology annotation, cellular component: cytosol. Gene Ontology annotation, molecular function: glutathione binding; glutathione synthase activity; ATP binding.